CUCGGCGUGAUGGUGGAAAAGUGCUCCUUGAUUCAUACCAUGUUUUCAAACUACAAACCUGUCGACGUUGAUCUUGUAGAACCACCACAGAUUAUCAAUGAGGCUGAAAAGAUGGUGCAACCAAAAGCCAUCCCCGCUGGUGUGAAUGAUCAAGUCAUCCGGUCCAAGACAGGAUCCCCAUUACUGCAGAACUGGACCGCCCCCUUCAUAACAACCCCUAAAAAUCUCUCCACCCAGGACUUUUCAGCUCUUGCGUCCAAAGCAGAGGAGAAAUUGAAAGCGGGUAAGGGGCCAGUUUUUUAUGAGUCCUUCUACAGCCAGCUGAGGGAGGUACAUGGUGCUAACAGGAGGGCGGAAGAAGCCCUGCAGAAAGAUAGUGCUGGAAGACGGCGACAGGACAUGAACGCAAAUGAUGUGAACAGUUUGGCCGAGGAUGUCAUGAGAGCCCUUGCAGCCAAGGGAGAGCAUGUCACUAUGGACAGGGUGAUUAGCAGGGUGUGUUCACAUUUACAAGUGUCCUCCUUGUUCGCUUUAAAGAUCGACCCUCGUCUUCACCUUCCCGUAGUGCAGGAACUUCAGCGCACCCUCAAGGAGAUCAACAUGUUCCUUGCGUCAGUAGAGGCGGUGUCUUCAGUGUGCACACUGUACGAACUGGGUCAGGCCGUGGCCAACCUGAAGAACAAAAAGCGCUUUGAAGAGCUUCACCUGGGCCCUCUCUGCAAGAUCCCCACUAUUCAUCGCAUGUUCAAAAUAGAUGCAAAUACUAAAGAUGACAAUAUUCAUGAGAUUGAAACUGUGGACAUUCUUAGGAGUCUGCGGAUUUUCAAGAAACAAUGCCAGCCACAAAGAGUUGACCUUGCUGAAUUUCUCAAGAACCUUGCAGACCAGUACAGCUGUGAAUCCCCAUAUGAACUCGGCAUCAGGAUCCAGAGUCUUGGACUGCCCAUUUCGACAUUAAAUAAAGCAUCUGCUGCUGAGCACAUCUGCAUGGAUCGAGCAAAAGAAGCUAUUCAGAAGGAGAUUCAGGAAGAAGUGGAAGCCAGACUGUUUAAGAUCAAGAAGAGUCUGCUGGAACCAGCUCAAGGACCAGUGCUGUUCUCACAGACAGGCUGCCUUGAGCUCAGGAAGAAAUAUGUUAAUCUGACCGCCUCUGACGCUGUCUUUGAAGUCUUCAUUAACUCUGAAGGCAUCUUUAGUGAGAGUAUGACUAAGAAUGUUCAGACGUUCCUGACGUGUGUACAAAAAGAUAGGUUAGCAAGAGCCUUAUUUCAGCUUGCCAUAUGCCGUGGCUCCUUGGAAGCCCCACAGGACCUGGUAGCUAAAGAGAAACCCCAGCAAAAAGCAGAAGAGAAGACAGCUACAAAAGAAAGAACCACUUCCUUCCCCACUGAAGCUGAAGUGAUGAGCUACUUUCAGGAGUGCGUGUCCGACUUGAAGAACACACCUACUCUGGCCUUCCUUUGCUCACUGGAGAUGAAGAUCAUCAAUCACUUCAAGUUCAAAGAUUUCAGGCAGCUACAGCAAGGAACCUUUUUGGAUUUCAUUGUCAAAAACAAAAAGGUUUUGCAGGAGACAGCUGGAAAUACUCUUUCUAUUGACAACCAGGACCCUGGAACAUAUGGCUUCAGACCAUCCAGACAGGAUGUGUUUGAAUUCAUAAAGCAGUGCGGCGAGGCAGAUUUGGCAUUCGUGGAGGCUGCUCUUAGGAACCAUUACCGGAUAAAGGACAGUCUGGAGCUUGGUCACGGGCCCCUAAAUUUCCUUGUGGAUUGCACCCAGCGGCAAAAAGAGCUUAGCGGAGAUACCAUUACCAGUGUUGUGCAUUACGAGUGUCCUCUGCUCCCCAUCAAUUCUGGCGAGUGUGUGCCGGGUAUGGUUGGUCUGCUAGGAGAGGUGAGCCGUGAUAAAGCGCUGGCGAGUCUACUAUCAGCCCCUCUACUGCAGGACCUGAAGGAAUGGAGCCACUGGGAGCUGGUGUUUCAGCCCAACCACGGCUCUCUCAAAGACUUCAUCGACAAGUACUGUAGUAAGACAGAAUUGCGUGGUAUUGAGGAGUCUCCUGGUGUGUUACUGAGGGUCAGUGCUGAUACGGGUGUUGAACACUUCUCAAAGGCUGCUCAUGCUCUGGAUACAGUCGGCGCAGCUGGCCACUUGGUCUCAAUUGUGGUGGCUGAUGGGAUACCGAACACCCCCACAGCUCUCCUAGCCAAUCACAUGGAGAGUGCAUUGAAUGUAGCAGUUGCACAUGAAGAAAUAACACCAGGGGAAGAUGGCUACUCGUACAGUGCUGUGGCCAAAUUUGUGCUGGAAUGCAUCAGUCAGAUGCCUACAAGAAUUUGCAAAGAACUUCUGCAGCAGGUGUUUUUGGAGCCGCUCUCUAAAGUGCUUGGUCAAGCCAAAUCUAAAACACUCCUCCUGGACGCUGCUCAUUCAGACACACGUUACCGGAACAAACUUCAUCAAAUGGGGCUUCUUCUUGGUAUAACCGAGUGGAGAUCUGACUUCAACAAACUUGUUCUGCCAGCUGCUCUGGAAGUUCCCUUACUCAUGAAGUCUGUGGUGGAAGACUCCAUGAGUGACAUGUCGUCUGUUUUGGGUCUGAAUGAGAUGGAUAAUGUAGAAGAAACUGUGCUCAGGACUUCUUCUAGCAGCCCCGGAGGAGCCCAUCAGCAGGACAAUGAAGGUGAUGAUUAUGAUGAGCAGAUGUUUGAACUGGUGUCUGAGCAUGGUGAAAUCCCAGACAGCAGUGUGCAGGGGGAAGAAGAAAACCAAGACCUUCAGGAUGAAGAGCAGACACCUUCGGCUCAACCAGAGAAAGAUGAGCACAAAGCCAUCAUAGAAGACAUCAGGAAAACCGAGUUUGGCAUCGGUGUCGAGCUCAAUGAGGAGGGUCAGAACUUAAUGAGAAAGCAACAGGCGAGACUGGGACGCAGCCUGGAACGUCUCUCCACUGAGCUCUACAGCAAGGACACACACUUCGUCCUGGAGCUCAUACAGAACGCUGAUGAUAACAGUUAUCCUAACGGGGGAGAGCAGCCAGCUCUGACCUUCGUAGUGGAGAGAGACUGCAUCACCAUCUUGAACAAUGAGUGUGGGUUCGAGGAGAAGAACAUUCGUGCCAUUUGUGAUGUCGGCAGGAGUACGAAAGGAAAACAUAAAUAUGGCUACAUCGGGCAAAAGGGCAUUGGCUUUAAGUCGGUUUUUAAAGUCACUGACUGUCCUAAGAUCCACUCCAAUGGCUUCCACAUUCAGUUCGACAAGACCAGCGGCCCCAUGGGAUACAUUCUGCCACACUGGGUUGACCGAGUAAGACCCGUGAACUCUGUUGCCAAUGAGAUUUCUGAGAAAAGAUGGACCACAAAGAUCCACCUCCCACUGCGAUCAGAGAGCUACCAGACGAAAAACCUUUUCCAUGAUGUGCAUCCCUCUCUUCUUCUUUUCCUCCAUCGUCUUCGUUCCAUCACCAUUAUCAAUGAGACGGAGAAGCAUUCUGUGACGAUGACCCGCCGAGAUUUGAGCCAUAAUGUUCUGGAGGUGGCACACACGGGUGGCGUCGAGCGCUGGCUUGUGGUCAAGAAAAUGCUUUACCUUAAAAAGAUUAAAGACGACUUGAAGUCAACAGAACUAGCCCUGGCAUUCCAGCUCAGUGACUCAUCUUCCGGCAAUGUGAUGCCUCAGAAACAGCCCAUCUUUGCCUUUCUUCCACUUCGCAGCUUUGGUUUCCGUUUCAUCAUCCAAGGUGAUUUUGACAUCCCGUCCUCCAGAGAGGAUGUAGACAGGGACAGCUCCUGGAAUCAGUGGAUCCGCUCAGAGAUCCCACAGCUGUUUGUGCAUGCCAUGGACGUCUUCAGUCAACACCCAGAGUUCAGUGGGCUUGGAGGACUGUGUUACUUCUUGCAGUUUAUCCCUCAACCAAGUGAGAUCCUGGACUUCUUUAAUCCAGUAGCCAAUCGGAUCAUUCAGCUACUAAAGGGCAAAGCGUGUCUCCCAGCAAAAGAGGACAACGAGGGCAGAGUUGAAUUCAAACAGCCGUCUCAGCUAGCCAUGUGUCACGAUCGCUUGAUUCAGGAUGUCAUUGGAGGAGAGGAUCUGUGUAGAUCACUGAGUCUCUCAUACCUGCAUCCUGCACUACAGUCAAGUCUUUCAGGCUCUCUCCUCACUGCGCUGGGCGUCCAUCACCUCAGAACCACAGAAAUCAUAACAGUCACCUGCGCAAUGGCCAAAGAUCUAGUACAACAUGGUCAUCUUAAAUCAGAAGAAGACCUGAAGAAGCUUGCCAAACUGUUAGUGUGUAACUUCCGUGCAUUGGAUAUGGAGUAUGGCAAUAUGGACACCCUUCUCCAGUCUCUCAAAGAUGUUCCCAUGAUCCCUCUGGCCAACGGGACUGUGGUUUCUUUAAGUUCGGAGGGAGUUUUUUUCCCUCUCAGUGAUGUGACGCAAGCUCAAACAGAUUUGAAGGCUCUGUACCAGGAUUUGAGUAUUGUGGAGCCUCAGCUGCUGGUGUGUCUGGAUGAACUGGGAAACUCGCAGGUGCGGGAGCUGCUCCGAAGACUCAACGUCCAUGAACUUGAGCCCCAGGAGGUUCUACACAAGCAUAUCUUCCCUGUGCUUAGGAGCAAGUCCUGGGAGAAAAGGCCCAAGGACAUUAUCGUCAGCUACCUGGUUUUUAUCAAACUACACUCUCAGGAUCAGGAUUACAGGACCCUCAGCACAGCCAUCCCUGUGUUGACCAACAGGGGCUUCCUCUGCCCCUCCGAGAGCAAGAUCCAGUUUUCUAAAGAAUAUGGAAACAUUGACCUUCCCAACAAGCUCCCUGGUCUGGACUGGGUCUUACUGCACCCCUGCUAUCUGUGGGCAUACAGAGAUGUGGACGGGUGGAGAGAGCUCUUCAGCAAUCUGGGAGUGAGAGACCUUCUUAUCUUCAGGAAGGAGAAGAGGACCUUCAAGAUUUCUGAACUGGCAUCCAGUUCAUGGGCACUGGAGAGUAAAGUGUGGUCUAAGCCUGCAGAUGGGGUGUAUAUCAUCGAAGAUCAGCACUGUGCAGAGUUUCAUACCCUGCUUACUGCCGUCCACCUCUCAGCUCACACCAAACUACAGCAAAGACAAGCCCUUAUAAAACUGCUGGAUGAAAACUGGGAUGCAGGAGAGAAGUACUCACAGUACCUCAGAGUGCAGGUCUCUGACAGCCAGGGACGUUUUAUCAGAAAUGCAAAUUCCUCUUUUCACCACAAUCUCACCCAGCUGCUCUGGGUACCAACAUGCAGGCCACCGUGGGGAGACGGACAGCACGUAAACUACCUACAGCCGAAAUCUGUCUACAUCUACUCUACUGAAGUACAUCGACUACUUGGAUCCCACGUUGACUAUGUCCACAUGGAACCCAGUGAAUUCACCAGAGCCAUAGGAAUGAGACACACUGUGCAGGUGGACGACAUUAUCGGCUAUCUGAAGUGUUGGUGCACUAAGGUUUCAAAGGAUCUCUCAGAGGAGCCUGAAGGAGCAGACUUCACCACAACCGUCGAGCACAUGCACUCAGUGUAUCUUUACCUGAGUUCCCAGUGUUCUAUCGUCAAGUUUAGAGACCUGUUUCAACACUCACCUGCUGUCUUCAUUGAGUAUAACAGGUCAGAUGUACACAUGUAACAUACAGAGAACAGGUAUUUGUGUUCUUUGAUGAACUUUGGUUAGCAUUAGAGGCACAUCUUAUGUUUUUUGUUGCAGAAUAAAAUUGUCAUACUUUUGACAUAAUGGGCCCUAUCGUACACCCGGCGCAAUGCGGCGCAAGGCGCAGCGCAAGUGUUUUUGCUAGUUUCAGCCCGACGCAUAUCUAAUUUUCCCGUCCUGUGCCGUGUUGUUUAAAUAGCAAAAGCAUUUGCGCUCAUUUGUGCACCCAUGGGCGUGUUGGUCUAAAAAAGAGGUGUUUCAGGUGCAGUUUUGGCGCGUUGCUAUUUUGAGGAACUGAAAAUAGACUGCGUCAUAGUAGACCAACUCAAUCCUGGUCUAAAGUCAAUGGCGCAAUUUUUUUUGUUAUUUAAAUAGCGCGUUAGGAAUAUGCGCCUAUAGGCGAGUGCACAGCACACAUACAUUCUGCUUAUUACACACAGAGAGACGCGCAGAAGCACACAAUAAUGCCAAAUAUUUAUAAAAAUGAAUUACAAUGUAAAAGAUUAUUAUUGUGGAUAUAAGAUAAAAAUCUGGCUUGUCCUGUAGAUGGUCUGCUUGCGCACUUUAACCUCUCGCACGAGCAGACGCGUUUCCUUUCUGGAGAAGUGUCUGCUCUUCCGAAUUCCGCCAUGUAAAUAGUGAAUCCGCCAUGGCUCGAGCGCAACUGGCUCUUAAAGGGAAUGGAAGAUGACACUCUGAUUGGUUUAUUGCACGUUACGCCCAAAAAACACCCAUUACUCAUUAAGAGAAUCAGGCCAACCCGUUUAGACCAUGUGCCCAGGUGCGCCGACCGGUUUCCCGCCAUUAAAAUAGCAAAAGUGAAUUCGGACACGCCCUGAGUGCACCUGCGCCGUGCGCUUUAAACCAUUCUCUUAGAUCGUGAAAAUAGGGCCCAAUGUGUUUGAUUACUGAAUUUAUCAUUAUAGCCGUGGAAAAGAUCUAGAGACCAUUGCAAAUUUUCAUUUAAUCAGCAUUUCUAGAUAUAUUGUGGUCCUUCCAGUCCAGUGUAUGUUGAAUUUUAACUAAAUCAAACCUCAGGAGUGACAUAAAUUCAUCCAACAGCAAUGUGAAAGACUGACAGCAUGACAAGACAUAAAAAACGUCUCGGUUACGACUGUAACCUCCGUUCCCUGAUGGAGGGAACGAGACAUUGUGUUUAGAGACAGA
Molecule: messenger RNA, 6831 nt
Organism: Triplophysa rosa
Lineage: Eukaryota; Metazoa; Chordata; Actinopteri; Cypriniformes; Nemacheilidae
Exons: 32
Coding region: 10-5643 (1877 amino acids)
Source: RefSeq, a predicted model, not a curated record